AUGCAGGGUGAUUUGGACUGCAAAGCAUCAGGAUUGCAACUACUCCGACAGGAGGCGCUAAAUCGACUACGGUCGUGGCCAAAACACGAGUUCCUCCACGCGAAGCGGGAAUGGAAUCAGAGUGCGGACAAGUUGGCAAGUGCGGUGCUGCAACGGGAAGAGGGUGAAAUAGUCACCUCAGAGGACGACCGUCAAGAUUUGAUCACUCUCAACCGACUGGGCAAAAUGCUGAAACCAAAGUUGAUCGAGACAGUCGUUAGCGUAAACGCAAUCACACGAGCCACUGAGAGACAGCACCACACACCGAAAGCGAUCGAAGAAUCUAUCAUACAGUGCAUACGGUGUCAGAGGAUUAGGCAGGCUCAGGGUGAAGAGAAAUCGAUUGCAGAUCUGAAGAAGUACCUGGACGGGGAAGUGAGUGUCUUGGCAGCAGAAGAGGCGAAGACAUGUUCGAAGAUAGCUGCGAGUUAUGAAGUAGACGAGAAUGGGCUACUCUUCUUCUGCCCCAAGACGCUGCAACGAGACGAAGAUCGUGAUGGUGUCGUCAGGAUGGUGAUACCCGAUAGCUUGCAGCGGGACUUCCUUCACCAUUAUCAUGCCAGUCUAGAAGGAGGCCAUCAAGGCGUCGGAAGGGCAUACGGAGGAUCCAAGCGAGCUUUCACUGGCGUGGGCUGUAUCGAAGUGUACAAUGUUACGUGGGGGAAUGUACCGAUUGCAAAACCGGGAAAGGAAAGCCAACGGAUCAAGGAGAAUCACCAGGAAAUAUCCAGGGUGAUCUUCUCCAUGGACCACAUUCCGUCGUUGCCAAAGUCCUUUAAGGGGAACACCGAACUGCUGAUUUUUGCUGACCUGUUCACGAGAUAUGUAAUCGCCAAGGCUGAUCCGUCGAGAGAGGCGCUAACAGUGACCGAGAAUUACGAGGAAUGCGUCUUCCGUCGUUUCGGCGCGAGCGAAGUCAUCAGACAUGACCGGGAGUCGGACUUUACGUCGGACUUUUUCCGUGCCUUCAACCGGAUCGUGAAAAUGAGGCAGAGCGCAACAAUGGCUUACCGUCCACAAGGGAACGGCAAGGCUGAGAGAACGGUACAAACCCUGACACGAGCCCUGAAGCUGUACGUUGCAGACGUCAACCAGCAAGACUUGGACGACUAUGCGGAGCGGCUGAUGUUUGCGCUGAAUACGGCACACGAUCAAGUGAGGGGAGAAACGUCGUUCUUCCUAGUCCAUGGAUGGGACCCGCGGUCGACACUGGAAGCGGUUGUAUCGGUGGGAUCGACACGCCGUCGUGACUGCAAUGCACGGAGAUGGAGAUAUCACAUACAGGGACAGUACCGCAGAGCCAGGGAAGCAGUCAACGAGAAUCUACGCGAUGCGAUCAAAUCUAGGACUGACCAGCACAACGAAAACGUUAGACCGCACCGGAUUGAGGAAGGCACACAGGAAGGUUACGCCCGCAAGCGUGCACACAUGUGGCAUGGACCGUUUCGCGAAUCCGAGCUGAUCGGCAAUCACGCAGUCCGUCUCCAGACCGCCGACUCAGGGUAUCGCAUCUUUCCGAUAGUACACCUGUCGAAGCUGAAGCCAGUACGGACAUUCCCAGACCGACCAAAGGUUAUUUUGAACACCGAAGACGAUGACACCGAAGACGAUGACCGGGUAGAUUUUGAUGAGGAAUUGUUGCCAGACGAUAGCUGGGAAACUCCACUGGGUGAAGACGAAUUCGAAGUAGAACGGAUCACGGAUGUGCGGUCAGGGAGACGCACCCGCUAUGGGCGGGUGCACCGAGAAUUCCAGGUCUAUUGGAAAUGCUAUGACCAACCGACAUGGGUGGACGAAACCGACCUCAAUUGCGCCGCUUUGCUGUACGAGUAUGAGCGCGGACGCACCAGCCGUAACCGCUUCAAUGUGAUGCAAUCACAUGAAGAAGGGAUUAACGCUGAGUAA
Messenger RNA from Phytophthora megakarya, 1944 nucleotides. The record is from the annotation of a GenBank genome assembly. NCBI's taxonomy places the organism in Eukaryota, Oomycota, Peronosporomycetes, Peronosporales, Peronosporaceae.